ACAUUGAAAUCACAACAGCAGUAACUGCAACCACAGACAGGCUUUGGUCCCUGAGAACUCCCGAGAACGUCUGGGCUCUGAUGCCCAACGCCUGCCCCACGAUGGGGUGCCUGUCCACAACAGCCUUGGUCUUCGUGGUUUUGGCUUUGGGGGCUUCAGCCUCUCAGGGAGGACCCAAGCCUUCUGAACAGAGAGAGGUGAUUCCAGAACAUCUGUUUUUUAGUCAAGAAGAAGUUGGCUAUGCAGCACCCCCUGCCCCUUCCAGGCCCCAGAAACCCAUCCUUAAAGACCCCAUCCCAUCCCAGCAUAUAUUUGAGGGACAGAAAGCAGUGGAUGACAUCUUUGAAGACGUUCCUCUGCAGCAGGCACAGAGACCUCAGAGAAUCCCUCUGGAGAAGAAAGUGCCCAUUCCUAACGAAGCCAUACCUCUCCAAGAGGAGGUGCGGCCCUCUCAGCAUUUACCCGUGGAGCAGAAAGAAGUGGAGUGUCCUUUCCACCCUCCAAAGGAUCAUGGAUUUUCCCCACAAGAGCAGAAAGAAAUCGAUCCCUCUCAUCCUGAAGGGCACCCCAAUGCCCAGAGAGAUGAAAUGACAACUCCCCAGAUGAUCAAUGAACAUCCUGGGCCAGAGUUUUCACAUCCCAACAAGCCCCAUCACUGCCAGCAAGAUUCCCACAGCAGGGGCUGGAGUCAUAAACUAGAUGGCUUCCCCCCUGGGCGCCCUUCCCCAGACAACAUAAACCGGAUCUGCUUCCCUGAACGUAAGCAUGUGGUAUAUGGCCCCUGGAACCUGCCUCAAACCGGCUACUCCCACCUCAGCCGCCAGGGUAAUGCCCUCAACUUUCUGGAGACGGGAUAUACUGAUUGCUGCCGCCUCAAAACAAACCAAUUGGAUUGUGCGACGGCUGUGUGGGCAGAUGCCCUGUUUCGGUUCUGUGAGGCUGAGUUCUCAGUCAAGACCAGAGCCUACUCAUGCUGUUCGCAUCAGGGAGAGGCCCGCCUCUCCUGCUUCCAAGAGCACACCUCCCUGCCAGACUACCAGCCUCUCCCUGGGCCCUGCCCCACUCACACCCCCAGGCCUUCCUCUGGCCUGGAGUUGUCCUUCCCCCCAGGAGUCCCCACACGGGGCAAUGUUAGGAACAUCUGCCGUCUACGGCGAUUCCGAUCUCUUCCCCGAGGACUCCUAUCAAUGGACAACAUCCAGCCGCAGCUCCGGGCCCUGAUGCAGUUGGAGGGCAAAUUCAGGCGCUGCUGCCACCAAGGAGACAAUCACACCUGUGCCCGGCAGGCAUGGGAGGAUGUUCUGGACAGUUACUGUGAGGAGGAAAUGGCAAUUAAGACUCAUCACCACACAUGCUGCCACCGCUCACCCCUGUCAGCCCGUGAUGCCUGCUUUGCUCGCCAUGCUCCCUACCCCAACUACGAUCGAGACAUCUUGACCAUUGACCUCAGCCGGAUUACUCCUGAUACCAUGAACCAGCUCUGUGGACACCGAAAGGUGCUCACCAAGCAUAAACAGAUUCCUGGGCUUAUCCGGAACAUGACGGCCCGAUGCUGCGAGCUGCCACCACCAGAACGAGGGUUCUGUGCAGAGGAGGAGAAAUCAGCCUUCAUCGAAGAUCUUUGUGGCUCCCGACGUGACACAUGGAGGGAUACUGAUUUCUGUUGUGAUGAGACCCCUGGGUAUGGACAGACCAGCUGCUUCAAUGCCUACUACCUAAGGAAUGUGGCUUUGGUGGCUGGAGUGGCCCAGAAACCCAAGGACCAGCCAGGGACAGGGACAACUGAAUUACCUCCUGCCAGCCCCACCCCAGAGCACAAAGGAAAAUGAACCACACCUGGCUAAACUUUAGCGAAGUCCCAAAAGGGGAAGGAAACCCCCCCUCCUCUACAAACUGUCUUUCUAAUAAACACACUGGUCUUGGA
This is a messenger RNA of Vombatus ursinus (common wombat), 1924 nucleotides long. RefSeq names its product extracellular matrix protein 1-like. Gene Ontology annotation, cellular component: extracellular region. The transcript is spliced from 12 exons. Lineage: Eukaryota; Metazoa; Chordata; Mammalia; Diprotodontia; Vombatidae. Bases 81 to 1829 code for a protein of 582 amino acids. Gene Ontology annotation, biological process: signal transduction; regulation of bone mineralization. The record is from RefSeq and is a predicted model, not a curated record.